Vespa velutina is the source of this 2439-nucleotide messenger RNA. It is a transcript of the gene Phm, whose product is annotated as peptidylglycine alpha-hydroxylating monooxygenase. The coding region runs from base 34 to 1041 and encodes 335 amino acids. Gene Ontology annotation, biological process: peptide metabolic process. Gene Ontology annotation, cellular component: membrane; extracellular region. Lineage: Eukaryota; Metazoa; Arthropoda; Insecta; Hymenoptera; Vespidae. Gene Ontology annotation, molecular function: copper ion binding; oxidoreductase activity, acting on paired donors, with incorporation or reduction of molecular oxygen, reduced ascorbate as one donor, and incorporation of one atom of oxygen. The record is from RefSeq and is a predicted model, not a curated record. The transcript is spliced from 3 exons.
UACAUAAAUAACAAUAGAAAAAUAAUAAAUAAAAUGAAUGAGAAGAGUUUAUUUCUUUUCGUACUUUUAAUUGGCGUUGUUUUUAAGUCUAUCGAGUGUUCUAACGUGAAAAAAUAUUCUUUACUUAUGCCGAAUGUAAGCCCGAACGUGCCAGAAUUAUAUUUAUGCACUCCGGUAAAAGUAGAUCCAUCUAGAAAUUAUUAUAUAGUUGGCUUUGAGCCAAAUGCUACUAUGGAAACAGCUCACCAUAUGCUCUUGUACGGAUGUACAAAACCUGGAAGUACCAAGUCUGUAUGGGACUGUGGUGAGAUGGCACAUUCUCUUAAUGGCCAACGUGAAACAGCUGUUCCUUGCAGUGAAGGAUCUCAAAUCUUGUAUGCUUGGGCUAGAGAUGCGCCUCGAUUGAAUUUACCAGAAGGUGUUGGUUUCAAAGUUGGAGGUGAUUCUCCAAUUAAAUACAUUGUUCUUCAAGUACAUUAUGCUCAUAUUGAUCAUUUCAAAGAUGGUAGUACCGAUGAUUCUGGAGUAUUUUUACAUUAUAUAUUACAUCCACUAAAUAAAUUGGCUGGUGUACUUCUUUUGGGAACUGGAGGUGUUAUACCACCUAGAAGUACUGAAUAUAUGGAAACUGCUUGUGUCCUCAAAGAAAAUAAGACUAUAUAUCCUAUAGCGUAUAGAACGCAUAGUCAUUCUUUGGGUAGAGUAAUUUCUGGAUAUGUAAUAAAACCCAAUUGGAAAUGGAUUGAACUUGGUAAAAGGGAUCCUCUUACGCCACAGAUGUUCUAUCCUGUGAAAAAUAAUGUUUCGAUAACGACGCACGAUCAAAUUGCAGCUCGUUGUACUAUGCAAAAUAUGCGCGAUACUUGGACUAAUAUUGGUCCUACGAAUGAAGACGAAAUGUGUAAUUUUUAUUUAAUGUAUUACGUUGAGAAUGAUGAGCCAUUGAAUAUGAAGUAUUGCUUCACUCCUGGACCUCCAGUUUAUUAUUGGGAAAAUGAUGAAUUAAGAAAUAUUCCUGAUAAAGAAGCAUCGACAUUGUAAUGAAUUAACAAAUCCAGAAAUUGUACAAAUACAAAUGGCUUGAUUUCAUCAUCCUGAUUGACGAAAUAAGAUAUGUAUAUCAUAUGCGAUUUUAAAUUAUACGUGUCAAUUUGGUGCUAUAGGACGAAGAUAUGGGAUCAAACUAUCUUGAAUAUCUUUUUACUCCAUAAUUGCAUUUCCAAUAAUGUCUAGGCAUAAUUUUAUUCCAAUUUUUUAAAAAUCUGAUUUAACUGGUUAAAUGUAGUAUUAGUUAAUAUUUAAUUUUAUCUCAAUAUUUUUUAUAGUCAAAAAUAACUUUUAAAUCUACAAUAAUUUUUUUUUUUUUUAAUUCAUUUAUUUAUUGUGUAAUAUUUAAGGAUAAAUAUUGAAGGCAGGUAAAUAACAUAUCUGGUAUAUAUUGUAGUAGACAUAACAAUUUGCCUCACAGUACAGUUAUUUUUUGCGAAGUACUUUAUCGAGAAUUUAUUUAACUUACUAGUUAAUUGUUAGUUAAUUACUACUUAAUUGCUACUUAAUUGCUACUUAAUUGCUACUUAAUCGUCUCAAUUCAUAAUUAAAAGAUUCGUAAAUGCAUGAAGGUAAUACAAAUAACAAUUGUAAUAUUAUCAGUAAUAUUGAAAACAUAUUUCUAUAAUUGUACAUUUUUCAUGAGUGUUCUACAAUAAUUUUAAAUUAUCUAUAGUAAAGUAUUUUUCAAAGGAAAAUGAAAUGCACUAAUCCUAUUGCUUGAAUGAAAUAGAAGAUAUCUGUGAUUUUUUUGAAGUUACUAUCUUUUUUUUUUUCCUUAUUAAAUGGAUCGAGGUGUGAUCUAUUUAAAUAUAUUUUGUUUUCAUAAUAACUUUUUGAAACUUAAGUAUUUUAUAUGUUCUAAUUAAUUUAAUUGUGUAUAAAAAUUUCAAUACUAUACCUGAUAGACUAAUGUAUAUUUUAUUUAUAUAUUUUUGAUCUCUACAAUGAAAUCUCAUAUAUGUUUAAUAAUCGUAGAAAACUACAGUUUCAAUACAAAACUUGAUUAUAUUUUAUAUAAGUCAUUUUAUCAAGAGAAAAUCUUUGAGAAUAUCAUUGAUAUUCGAGAAUUUCGUUUUCCUAUAUUUCUUCUGGAAUAAUGCACACUGUAAUUAAUAUGUAAAAAAAAAAAUAUGCAAUGUUGUAUAAAUUAAUUCUCUAUAACGAUGUUAAUUAUAUUCUCAAAUAUUUAUUUAAAUCUUAAACAUAUACAUAUAUUCACACAGAGAGUGUAUAUAUAUAUAUAUAUAUACAUAUAUGUGUAUGUAUAUAUUGCUAAAUGAACCAUCGAAAUAUCUAUUUUCGAGUAUGCAUAAUACAGAAAUGGAUUUAUCGUUUCAAACUCAACAAUAUAUAAAAAGAUGUUAAAUUUAAAUAAAUCUUUACGCAUCA